Messenger RNA from Drosophila willistoni, 666 nucleotides. RefSeq names its product 28S ribosomal protein S28, mitochondrial (gene mRpS28). Lineage: Eukaryota; Metazoa; Arthropoda; Insecta; Diptera; Drosophilidae. Gene Ontology annotation, cellular component: mitochondrial small ribosomal subunit. The transcript is spliced from 3 exons. Bases 49 to 615 code for a protein of 188 amino acids. The record is from RefSeq and is a predicted model, not a curated record.
AUUUUUGUGCCAUCGCAAAAAACGUUCUUUAGGAGUAUUAAAAAGACCAUGUCCUUGCUGUAUAAAAUAAGCCGGUCCAUUAGCAGGACUUGCCCCUGCCACAUGAGAAUUAGGCAGCUAUCAGUGGCUCGAACCCUGCUAAACAGUGACUCCGCAAAUGUUAGUGGAACAUCUGACCAGCCGGAAAAGGGAGGAUUUGCCAAAGCAUUUGAGAAGUACACUGCUCCAGCACAACCAGAGCUUCCGCCAGAGGACAAUCAGACCUUUGCCUCACUGCUACGCCAAUCAAAGUUCAUAGACUUGGGCAGUGCCGAGGGCAAGGUGGUGAAUGGAAAAAUUUUCCAUGUGGUGGGUGAUGAUCUGUAUAUAGACUUUGGUUGGAAAUUUCAUUGUGUAUGCACUCGACCAGCUAAGAAUGGGAGUGACUAUGUGCGUGGAGCUCGAGUUCGCCUUCGUGUCAAAGAUCUGGAGUUGUCUACAAAAUUUUUGGGCUCUUCUAAGGAUAUCACAAUUUUGGAAGCUGAUUGCCACUUACUAGGAUUGAUCAAUUCACCUGCUAGACAAACAACAACAACAAAACAAACGCCUAAAAUUGACAUUGAAAGUUUACUCUAAAAAAUGUUAAUCUACAAACUAUUAAAAACAAAAAGAAAUUAUUCAUUGUCA